Funneliformis mosseae is the source of this 1668-nucleotide messenger RNA. Lineage: Eukaryota; Fungi; Glomeromycota; Glomeromycetes; Glomerales; Glomeraceae. The record is from the annotation of a GenBank genome assembly.
AUGUCAGAAGAAAAUGUUUCGAAGUUGAGAUAUCCAGAAUACUGGGAUCGGAGUCCUGACACCUGGAACGUGAAUGAUUGGGAUAUAUAUUGGAUCGAAAAGCAACCACAUUUAGCGACCCCACAUAACUCUCAUCUGGCCUUGUCUGAAGAAAUAAGGCAUCUGAAGAAAAUACAUGCGGAUACCAAACAUCCUACCAAUAAGCGUCCGCGUAUGCGUGGUUAUGGAAACGUUUGGUUUGGGGCCUUUAUCAAUAAAGACAAGGAAAACAAAAGAAUAUGGGAGAGACGCGAUAAAUUUAGGUCAUUAGGAAUUGAAUCUCAAUUGAUCGACAGAAAGAUAGGCAUUCGAGAUGGCUUGAAUAUAGCGCGAAAAGGAUUCCAAGUGUAUUCCGAGAUGGAUUUUGAUGAUCCUCCAAUAAUAUCUAUAUGUGAUAGUGAUGACGACGAUGAUGAAGAAAUUCCUGCUUUGGAUAGUGUUUUCAGUUCUGUACCGACCAACAUACAGAAUUGGAGGUUACCCUCAGGAAAAUUCGUUAAAGACAUUUUUGCUGAAAAUGUAUCUCGACAUGCAGAAACCUUAAAAAGCAAGGGGAAAUUAACUGCAGCGGAGAAAGCUACCCUGAGAUAUAGCAUGUCAAGAAUAAUCGAUCUUUCGGCACAUAUGCGGGCGUGGUUUUCUGUCAGUGAACGUCAGAAUAUGAUGAAGGACUACGAAGAAAUUCUCAAAGUUUCCGAGUUGACGGAAGACGUAAAUGAGUUUAUUGCAAAGGUGGAAAAGAUGGUAAAGGAAGGCAAUGUCAAUGGAGCAUACAAAUAUUGUCUCAAUCAGCAUGCAGAUGCACCUGCCCGUACUUGUCUUUAUAAAAUAACUAAAAUUUAUAGUGAUUUCCUUUUUAAGGUCAGAGAUAGAAAUGAUCUGUUAGAUUGUGGUGGUGAAUAUCACACUGAAAUUGAUGUUAUUGUAAAAGCAUGUACUUAUAUCGUUGAAGGGUUGCAAAAUAGAGAUGGAAUACAUUGUAAAUGGGGCGAAUCGUUUUGUCCUUUGAGCCAAUCCACAAGUUAUGAGAAGGGUCGUAAGUGCGAUGUCCGGUUUUUAAGUCCUGCAGGAAUAGAUCUUGGUGAAUGGGAGUUUGCUGCUAAAGCAACUCCAGAAAAAGCAAUUAGAGAUCGUUGUCGCUCAGCUAGAAUCAACCAAUCAAUUUUGAAUGGCCUGUUGAGCUGUGAGUUGACUGAUGAACAAGUGAACAUGAUCAAGGUUCCAUUUUUGCAAAUUGCUGGAGUUUGUGGACAACUAUUAGUAGAAGGCCUGGUAAAUGGAUUCUAUGUUGUUUUUCCCGGCUCAACAUUUGAGUUACCAACCAAAUUGGCACACAUCGGAAAAUUAAAAUCAACAAUAAAAAUUUUUAACCAUGUAAUGGAAAUAUAUGAAAAUGUCAAUAAAAUGUUUUAUGAAUUGCAUGGGCGUAACUUACUCAAGGAUAUCUUCAAAGUUGAUGAUGAAAAAUCAACACAAUGCAAAUCAAAAUUUAUUCACGAACCGUGGUGGACACCAAAAAAUAAAUCUCAAAAAUCUCAAGUAUUAACCGCGAUCGAAGAAAUGGAAAGUAAAUUGUUUAUUAAAUGUAACAAACAAGGCGACGAUGAUCUUGAAUUUUUAUGUACAAGA